GGAAUUGGCAGUUGCAAAAAAAAAAAAAAAUUAAAAAAAUUAAAAUAAAAAACAGUUGAGAGUGGAAAGUAGAAAGAAAGAAUGUCGAACGCCGUGGCGAAUGGGCUGGCAGGAGCUGGAGGUGGCAUGAUUGCCCAGAUUAUCACUUAUCCCCUCCAAACAGUCAAUACGCGCCAACAAACCGAGAGAGUUGCCAAGAAAUCCUUAGCUAACUCCAAACGCCUUGGGACUCUUGUUCAAAUCCUCCAGGUUAUACGAAGCGACGGUUGGGGAGGACUAUACAGCGGCCUUAAGCCUUCUCUGCUUGGGACUGCCGCUUCACAGGGCAUCUAUUACUAUUUUUAUCAGGUUUUCAAAAACAAGGCUGAGGCCAUUGCAGUUGCCCGGAAAGCAAAAGGACAUGGGGAUGGUACUGUUGGGAUGUUUUCUUGGCUUCUUGUGGCAGCUUUAGCUGGUUCCCUGAACGUGUUGCUGACAAAUCCUAUAUGGGUUCUUGUGACUCGUAUGCAGACACAUACGCAAGCUGAGAGAAAAAUUAUGGAGGAAAGAAAGGAAGCACUCUUAAAGGAAGCUUCUGAAAACUGUUUGACAGGUUCAGAAUUGCAAGUUAAAUUGGCUGAACUUGAUUCAAUAAAACCUCAUCCCUAUGGAACUUGGCAAGCGGUAAACGAGGUUUAUUCUGAAGCCAAGAUUACUGGAUUUUGGAAAGGGAUUGUCCCAACGCUUAUAAUGGUUUGCAACCCAGCAAUACAGUUCAUGAUUUAUGAGAGCUCCUUGAAGCAUCUUAGGGCAAAACGUGCUGACAGAAAGCAGGGAUCAAAAAAUAUAACUGCUUUGGAGGUCUUCUUGUUAGGGGCCUUGGCAAAACUAGGCGCAACUAUCUCAACCUAUCCGUUGUUAGUUGUCAAGUCAAGGCUGCAAGCAAAGCAGGAGAUUGGCGGGAAUAUUUCACUAAGAUACUCAGGUACUGUUGAUGCUAUAAGGAAGAUGAUCCAGUAUGAAGGAUUGCCUGGGUUUUACAAAGGGAUGAGCACAAAGAUAGCACAGAGUGUUUUUGCGGCUUCUGUACUUUUUAUGGUUAAGGAGGAACUCCUCAAGAUUUAUACGUUGCUGGCGGAUAAGUGCAAUAAAGUUCUGCUUAGUUCAGCAAAAUAAUUACUUCAGUGUAAGAUGAAAGUGUCCUUGAUCAAAAUCUGCAUUAUUUUUAAACUGAUGUGCAAUUCAUUACUUUUCAACACACACACACACACACACGUGUAUGCAUAUUGCCAUACCCAUUCUGGGAAACCCCAUGGGUCAAAGGUUCAGAAUGUGAUGCUUAUUUCAUCUGAUCAUAAUAGAACAAUGGGAAGUAAUUGUGGGCAUUCUGAUAUUAGUGAUAUCUGAUUUCAUGAA
This is a messenger RNA of Prunus mume (Japanese apricot), 1395 nucleotides long. Its product is annotated as peroxisomal nicotinamide adenine dinucleotide carrier-like. Lineage: Eukaryota; Viridiplantae; Streptophyta; Magnoliopsida; Rosales; Rosaceae. The record is from RefSeq and is a predicted model, not a curated record. Gene Ontology annotation, biological process: transmembrane transport; nucleotide transport.